This is a messenger RNA of Harpegnathos saltator (Jerdon's jumping ant), 4756 nucleotides long. RefSeq names its product microtubule-associated protein Jupiter (gene Jupiter). The coding region runs from base 510 to 1283 and encodes 257 amino acids. The record is from RefSeq and is a predicted model, not a curated record. The transcript is spliced from 5 exons. Lineage: Eukaryota; Metazoa; Arthropoda; Insecta; Hymenoptera; Formicidae.
CGCUCUCGCUCUCGUUGUCUCCCUCGUUCUUCCUUCUUCUCCCGCUGCUCUCCUGUUCCAUUUCUCGCGCGAGUUUCUCGACUUUUCGGAGGUGGCGCCUCCACUCUCGUGCUCCGCGACGUGCAGCGUCUGGACGUUCGUUCUUUCUUUCCUUCCUUUCGCGAGCCCCUUAUCUCCCGCUUUCUCGCACGCAGCAGCCGGCGGCGCGUAGCCGGUGUUGCCCCGCUCCUUUUCGGCCAGCUCUCCGCGACGCGCGGAAGCCACACGAACGGAGGAAACGCGAGAGUGCGUGACCCAGCUUGACCCAGCCUGUCGCCGCGUGUGCCGGUACGAAUUACGCGUGUGCACGCACGCACGCACGCACGCACGCACGCGCGAACGCCUCAGUCGCGAGAGGAGAGACAUUUCACGCGCGAGAGUUGCCCCCGGUCGCUCCGCAGUGCUUUGAGGUUAUCGAGCAACAGAGCUCUCGCCGUUCACGCCGAGAGAUAUUCUCCGGGGAAGGAAACAUGUGGGCCGGCCAGGACGACACGCAAAGAUUCAAGACCAGGGUGUUGAAACCGCCCGGCGGCGGAAGCAGCGACAUUUUCGGCGCGGGCCCGGAGGAGACUAGCCCGCGACGCGUCAAGACCCACAAUCAGUCGCAGCUGGGUCUGGCGUUAUUCGGCGACGCCAACGGUACCGACGCCGGUAACGGCAACGGCAACAUGAACGUCGCCGUGUCGCCGCGCUCCAGCAGCAAGCCCGGUAAUGAUUCAUACAAUCGCCUGUUUGGCCCUCCCGAUGCCCCACCCUGCACCCCAAACGCGAGAAAUCACAUGCGCAGCAAUAUCUCCCUCAGCGGGGGAUCGUCAGCCUCGUCGUUAUCGUCGGGCGCUGCAACGUCGCCCGCGAAGAGCACUGCCAGCAGCGGCAGCAACUCGACGGGCGUCGCCAACGGCUUUGCCGCCAGCAACGGCAGCAACUCGUUCAACGAUAUCACAGCUUUUAGGAGAAAGAAACGAUUUCGAGGAUCGUCCUGCGUGCCGGCGCGCAACCCGGUCACCGGAGACGGAAUCGAGGUGACGCCCGUGAGGCGCAUCGCACGAAAGUGUCGAGAUGGUAAUCCGGUAACCGGAGCCGGCUACGCGUCCGAGCCACUGAAGAACGGCCCGACCAUGCAGAACGGCACCGUCAGCUCGAAUUCCAGCAGCGGCGAGAAGUCGAUCGACUCGUCGCCGACGGCGAAGCCGGCGGCGCGCACUCGCGUCCCACCCGGCGGCUACUCAUCCGGACUCUGGUAAAGGGCGACGUACGACGUCGCCGUCGGUGGCUGUCCCGUCGGCCGCUCACCGGGACAGCCCGCGAUCGAUCCUGUUCGAUCUUGUACUCUUAACCCGCUAAGGCCCGCGAUCGCCUUUUCGUAUUGUCGUUCUAACAAAGAUAAAAAGAGAUAGGAAGAAAGAGGGAGAGAGCUCCGCGAAAUGAGAGAAGAUCGAUCGAUUUCCGGUCACCGUAUACACUCCACAUCCGCGCGGGCCAAGUUUCCUGCCGAGAUUGCUCCUUUAAAAGAUAACGGGGAAUACCCCCCCCCCCCCGUCAAAGAGAAUUGCUGACGGCAGAUGGAUGAGACAAUGAGAAAGCGGCUGCCGCUGCUUUUGGACGCGGGCUUUAUUGGGUUAAUCAACGAGUGGUCUAACACCAUUUUUUUUUCUCUUUUUUCUUUUCUCUUUUGCUUUGUACCAAUUGAGAGAAAGAAGCACACGUAGAAAAAGAGCGGGAGAGAGAGAGAGAGAGAGAGAGAGAGAGAGAGAGAGAGAGAGAGAGAGAGGAGUCAGUGUGACUUUUUGAAUGUGACUUUGACAAUUUGCGACUUCUUCAUACACGAAUGACUAUAGAUAACUCUUUCUUAACCUCGAGUAAUCGACAUUUGGAGCAAAAUUCAUUUUCAGAGGUGAUAAAUAAAUAUACACAUACACACAUGACAUGUACACACACGGUGACGGAUAAGCCAUCAUCAUUAUCAUCAUCAUCAUCAUCAUCAUCAUUAUCAUCAUUGUCAUCAUCAUCGUCAUUUUCCGUUUCUUUUUAAUAAGAAUAUUUGAUACUGUCAUAUUUAGCGAUUUUUUCGUCGUCAAGAAGGCUGUAAAGCUUUCGACGAAGACGAAAGAUAGUGAUAACAAUAGAGAAGCCCGUCGACUCCUCAUCGCUGAUGGCCGCAACGCGGAAGCGAGCGGAAGCCGUGUUCUAUCUUGAGCCUCGACCAGCGACGGAGAGAAAGAAAGAAGAUCGCGCGCGUUCGGGUUUUCUGGAUCCUUGAAAUUUGCAUCGCGCGCGAAUCUGCCGCUUCUCAAGGGGAAUCAAUUUGUGAGUGGGCGAGAUGCUAACGAGAACGACAAGACAACGGGGGAGGGGGAUUUUCCUGCGUCGAUCGGUCCGAAAGAAGGAAUACUUUUGAACGGCGCUCCUUCCCCGAUUAUUCGUCCAGGCCGCCAUGUAAAAAUCGCACGCGAGCGCGCAGGUGUAAACCGAUCCCGACUCCGCCGAGCGUGAAUUACCGGUCCUUCAAUUAGCAACUCCAGUGCCGGGCAUUAUCGCGUACGAACGAAUAACUGUAUAUAGAGGUAGUUAAAACGAUCAACGCGCGUAAAGCGCGCCUCACCUCUCCUCUCCGAGGCUGCGAACGAACGAACACCGCGCGCGAAUCGUAAAUCACCUCGCUGGGAAAGGUGAUUUUCCAUCAGCGAGAUUGCUCGGAUUUAAUGAGUUUCACGGGAUAAGUCGAGCUCGCGCUGCGGUGAGAGCAAAAGCGUUUGCCUCGCUUCUUCCGAGAUUCGUCGUCUAAAUUCGACUCGAAUAAAAAGUCACGGUUCUUGAUUACUCUACUUCGUCGCGCUGAUCGCGACGUGUUUCAUUGAUGUUGACAACGAAGUUACGUAAUUUGUGCUUCGGAAAAUUUUUACACGGGUGCCGUUAGUCGAAAUCAAGCAUAAUGUUCAGUGUUUCAGCUUUAGACACGAGAAGAAAUGUUAAAGAAAUGUUACAUACGUAUUCCCCGGAAUGUCCGGAUAUAAUAAGUAAAGUUCGAGCAAGAGUGAUGAGAAGGGAAGAAAGUAGCCGCGGAAACGUCCGCUCCGUUUCAUUCGUACGAACUACCCGGUUGCCCGGAAAGCGGAGCUUCCCCGUCGCUGUCGAGCUGCACGACUGACGUCUUGCGCUCGUUUCCAAGUUGUGCGCGUCCACCAUAUACACACAUACACGCACAUACAUACACAUCCAUACACAGACACAGACCCCCCUUCGUGGUCUGACAAAAUCGUUUCGUCCAAGAGACAUUAUAUACGCGGCGAAAUUCGCUCUCUCCGUGGUGAAGGACAAUGAUACGUAUGAAUAAUAUUCACACACGCGUACAGAAGAGAGGAGGAGAAGGAACAAGCAGCAUACCGAAAUCGUGUAGAAUCGUAGGGAUCGCGAUCGUACCACUUUAUCGUAGUGCAGCGUUUGAUUAGGAGAGCAGAAUCGUUUUAUACCGAUCGAUCCUGCCAACAUGUCAAGGAAAGAUUGAGAGGGAGAGAGAAAGAGAGAGGGGGGAGGAGAAGAAUAUCGAGAAAGCGAGACAGGUAUGUGUAUACCUAACGUAAGAAUAACCGACGGGAUAAUUAAAGCUUUUGAACGGAGAGAAUACACCGUCGACCCGCAUACCAAGCACGAGACACUAUUUUGCUUGAGAGGAGGAAUAAGAAAAGAAAAAAGUUAAUUCCCCGGUCGUGUGAACGACGUGAGAGAAAAAUGGACUGAUGAAAGAGAGAGAGAGAGAGAGAGAGAGAGAGAGAGAGAGAGAGAGAGAGAGAGAGAGAGAGAGAGAGAGAGAGAGAGAGAGAGAGAGAGAGAGCAGCGUGCGCGUUCGCGCGCACUCGACGAUGACAUCGCGAUCUUCGUGGAGACUUCGGAAUUGUAUAUUAGAAGUAGGCAUGUGUUAUUCGAAAAAAUAAAAGUAUACCAUGUAUAACCCAUACAAACCAAGUCAAGUGCUUUCUUAAUCUCCGUGCCUUCUUAAUAUCGCAUAAUUUAUUGUCGCACGAACGAACAAACGAACGGACAAACUUGCGUACGACGCGCGGCUGAGACGGAUCGGAGAGACAUCGAAAGAAAGAAAGAAAGAAAGAAAGAGAAAACCUUCGCGAAAAAUCGUCAUCCUCGCGACGUGUCGACAUUGGGGGAUAACUCGACACAGGUCGGUGUUGCCCUUAAAAUUAAUAUACAUUUCACGUCACUCGAAAAAAAAGGUGGAUUCGUCGCGCCGCCUUAGAUGUGUAUCGUCAGCGAUUUCUCAGAGAUUGAAAGCGGGAUAUCGUUUGUCGUGCGUACCCGAUUAUUCACGUGAAGCUAUUAUUAUUUAUCUAUUUAUCGGUAUUGUAUACUCUUAUCUCUUAUUUCUAAUGGUCGACGAGAGCUGCGCACGGCGAAUUGAGAGAUGGAAAGAAUAAAAGCUAGAGACGAAGAGGGAGAAGGAGAUAUAUAGGGGGGAAAACAGGAAUAUACACCCUGUCCCUUUGAGCACGUCGUGCUGCAGCUUUCUAAUCGUCGUCCCGCUUCUCUUUCUCUUACGAAUAGCGCGUAAUAAUCGAAUAUGUAUUUAUUUCACAGCAACACGAGAGCCGUAUUGCACAUGUAUCGUUUUUAUCCCUUUUCCCUUUCUCUACGCAGAGAGAACCUUACGCAGUCGUUUUGGUGUGAGUAAAAUUAAGUUGUUUGUAACACACAUACAAACAUAACA